This is a messenger RNA of Verticillium nonalfalfae, 2262 nucleotides long. RefSeq lists its product as uncharacterized. The transcript is spliced from 4 exons. Lineage: Eukaryota; Fungi; Ascomycota; Sordariomycetes; Glomerellales; Plectosphaerellaceae. Bases 1 to 2262 code for a protein of 753 amino acids. The record is from RefSeq and is a predicted model, not a curated record.
AUGUCUUCCCACGACCUCCUUCCCACCUAUGCCGCCGUGGCCUCGGCGCCCUCGGCGUCCGCGUCCGAGCUCGCCAUCGCCGCGUCGGCCCUCAACCUCCACACCGCCUGCGUCCAGCCCACCAUCGAAGUCAUCUCCAUGGUGUCGGUCGCCGAGAAGCUGAUCAAGGGCAUCAUGGCCAAGAUGCAGAAUGUCAUCCAGACCACUUUUGGCAAUGAGGAUGUGUCGGUUCUGGCUCAUUUUGAGACGGCCGUCACAUCCCUUGGCGCCCCCAACGACUUCCUCGCCCUCGAAGAGACGGCAGCUGCGCUACAGGCAAAGCAGCAGCUCAUGUACGAGGGGCUGUACGCCAACGACAAGGCUUUGGCCGUCACCGUCGGCAGCCACCUCUCAUCCGACCAGAUCGAGGCUCUCCGCGACACCCAGCUGGUCGCCGACCUCUCCUCUCUCUCCAUCGACGCCCCUGACGUCGUCGCGCCCUCCUCUCCUCCGCCCGCCUCUCCCUUGGCCUUGCUCUCUCUCGGCAGCUCUCCUCCGUCCUCGCCUCGCGUCCGCUGCCACCUCGACUCGACCGAUGACGUCGUUUCUCGCUUGGGAACGUUACCCGCACCCUCUGCCGACGUCGCCUCCAUCGUCUUUCCUCCUCCUCCUGCUCCAUGCUUGGGAACGUUACCCAUCGCCGCCGACCCUCAUCCUUCUUCAUGCUUUGGAACGUUACCCAUCGCCGCCGCUCCUCCUUCCCCUCCAUGCUUGGGAACGUUACCCGCCGCCUGUCCGGCCUCCCCCGUCGCCGCCCCCGUCUCUGUCCCCGGCAACACUGAGACCGCUUUCUUGGGAAUGUUACCCACACCUGCCCUCCCUUCCCUUAUAACUGAAACCCUCGGGAUGCUGCCCGACGACCUCCCUUCUCUGCCAUCCGACUCCGUGCCGGCCUCGCCAGUCGGUCAGAUGGAGGAAGCCCAGAAGCAGCGGGAGCAGGAAGUGUACGAGGCGCAGCAAAGACUGCAGCAGCAAGAACAGGAGGAGCAGCAGCAGCUACUGAACAAGCAGCAUAUGCAGCGCUGGUUCGAGGAGCAGACGGCGCGUCAGGCGCAGAAACUCCUCGACCAACAGCAACAGCAGCGAGAGCAGCAGCUGUUGGAGCAGCAGCAGUUGCAGGAGCAGCAGCAGUUGCAGGAGCUGCAGCAGUUGCAGGACUUGCAGCAGCAGCAAAAGCAGCAGGAGGAGGAAGAACAGGCUGCGCUCCUGGAAGCUGCCAUUCUGGAGGCCUUCGAGCAGGACGCCCAAGAGGAGGCUGAUCGCUGGGAGGCUGACAGACAGCAGGGGGGGCAACAGCAGCAACAACAACAGAGACCUGAAAAUUCGGACAUCUUCUCGUUUGUCAUGCCGGCUCCCAACAGGGGGCCCAUUUCAUUCCCCGAGUCUGCCGCCGCCGUACACGGGCUCUCUGGGACCAUAGAGCCGCGAGCGACCUAUAAAUUUGACUUCGCCGUGGCCGUGUCUGGUGCCCCUCCUUUCUUUGGAACUGCGGCCGCCGAAUCUGCUAGUGCCGCAGAUGACAAUGACGAAGAAGAAGAAGAAGAAGAGGAAAGUUCCGACGAUGACUCGGAUUCCUCACAGGACGACAGGACGCCGGACGAAGUGAUCAGGGUGAGCACGUACAGGAACCUCAUCAAGCUUCUCAAUGGCACCCUCGACUCCAAGCGCUUCAAGUGGGACGGCAACCACGACGGCGUCGACCGUUUCGGAGACAAGGCCGCCGUCUGGGAGCCCGAAAUGAGGCAAUUUAUGAUCGCCGACUGGCUUGCCGAGUGCACCUACGAGAUUGGCGAAGAUGAGACGGCCGACGACGUUCUCUUCCGCGUCAUGAGCAAGGUCGGGCACAUCCUGCUGACGGAGGUCUUGGAGCCGCACUCGGAGCCGCGGGACGGCCCGACCAUGCGUGGCGAGAUUGUCGGCAAGGAGGUCGCCCAGAUGCUUCGGCCCUGGGCGAACAGCCUUCGCUCGUGGAAGCUGGCGAGGCUCGAUCUCAUCAAGGCCUUCAAGCUGGCGGCUGAGUUCCGGGAGGUUCUCGACGUCAUGGUCGAGCAGGCGCAGAUCGAGUUUCGUGCAGUGGACAUUGACGACCCGGGCCAGGCGAGGUCAGUGUACGAUAUGUAUGCUGAUUUUGAGGGACGGCCUUUGUUCCCCAACAUGAUCCGACUCGAGCCCGAUGAAGAGAUUGUUGAGGCGUGGGGGUGGUACGUUGCCUCUGGUGUUUGA